AAGGAGAGGAAAGAAAGGGCGAAGUUUAAAAAGAAAAACCCUUUGUCCUGUGUAGCGUGAGUGAAGCCCUAGACUACACACUUCGCAAUGGCGGUUGUUGCGCAAACCCCUGACAUCGCCGGCGACCGACAGUCCGGCCAGGACGUUCGCACCCAAAACGUGGUGGCAUGCCAAGCCGUUGCGAACAUCGUCAAAAGCUCCUUGGGCCCCGUUGGCCUCGACAAGAUGCUCGUCGACGACAUUGGCGACGUCACCAUCACCAACGACGGUGCUACUAUUCUCAAGAUGUUGGAAGUGGAGCAUCCUGCUGCCAAGGUUUUGGUGGAGCUGGCGGAGCUUCAAGACAGGGAAGUUGGAGAUGGAACUACUUCUGUCGUCAUUGUAGCUGCUGAGCUUCUCAAAAGGGCUAAUGACCUUGUCAGGAACAAGAUUCAUCCAACCUCGAUUAUCAGUGGAUAUAGACUUGCUAUGAGAGAAGCUUGUAAAUAUGUAGAAGAAAAGCUGUCUGUCAAGGUUGAAAAGCUGGGAAAGGAUUCACUAAUUAACUGUGCCAAGACCAGUAUGUCGUCAAAGUUGAUAGCUGGUGAUAGUGACUUCUUUGCCAAUUUGGUUGUAGAUGCAGUGCAAUCUGUAAAGAUGACCAAUGCUCGAGGUGAAGUUAAAUAUCCAAUCAAGGGAAUCAAUAUAUUGAAGGCUCAUGGAAAAAGUGCUAGAGACAGCUUUCUGAUGAAUGGUUAUGCUCUAAAUACUGGACGUGCAGCUCAAGGAAUGCCCCUUAGGGUUGCCCCUGCAAAAAUUGCCUGUCUUGAUUUCAAUCUUCAGAAGACAAAAAUGCAAUUGGGAGUUCAAGUAUUAGUCACUGAUCCAAGGGAGCUAGAGAAAAUUCGUCAAAGAGAGGCUGAUAUGACUAAGGAACGUAUUGAAAAACUACUGAAAGCUGGAGCUAAUGUUGUACUGACUACUAAAGGAAUUGAUGACAUGGCACUUAAGUAUUUUGUUGAGGCUGGGGCAAUUGCUGUUAGACGUGUGCGUAAGGAGGAUAUGCGUCAUGUUGCCAAGGCUACUGGUGCAACAUUGGUCUCAACAUUUGCUGAUAUGGAAGGGGAGGAAACAUUUGAACCAUCUUUUCUUGGAUGUGCUGAUGAGGUUGUUGAGGAGCGAAUAUCUGAUGAUGCCGUUGUUAUGAUCAAAGGGACCAAAACUACAAGUGCAGUAUCUUUGGUUUUAAGAGGUGCAAAUGACCAUAUGCUUGAUGAGAUGGAUAGAGCACUGCAUGAUGCAUUAUCAAUUGUCAAGAGAACUCUUGAAUCAAAUACGGUGGUAGCUGGUGGAGGUGCUGUUGAAGCAGCAUUAUCAGUUUAUUUGGAAUACCUUGCUACAACUUUAGGAUCUCGGGAGCAGUUGGCUAUAGCAGAAUUUGCUGAGUCUCUGUUAAUCAUUCCAAAGGUUCUUUCUGUUAAUGCUGCUAAGGAUGCCACCGAGCUUGUUGCAAAAUUACGGGCGUAUCACCAUUCAGCGCAAACUAAAGCUGAUAAGAAACAUUUAUCAAGCAUGGGUUUGGACCUUUCGGAAGGAAAAAUCAGAAACAAUUUGGAUGCUGGAGUCAUUGAGCCCGCAAUGAGCAAAGUCAAAAUUAUUCAGUUUGCAACUGAAGCUGCUAUCACUAUCCUUCGAAUUGAUGACAUGAUCAAGCUUGUCAAGGAAGAAAGUCAAAAUGGAGAGGAUUAAAGUGUGUAAUUGAAUCUAGGAGCCAUUUACUUCCCAGUGCUUACGAAAGGUGGGGUUUUGCAGGCUGUUGGUGUGCAUUUGAAGAGGGUAUCUACAUUUUAUCUUCAAUGCCCUUGAUGUUCUUGAAGGGGAAAUGUUCUAAUUAUGUCUCUGAAAGUAGCGAUUAUUAUAUUUAAAUCUUAGCAUUUUAUAUUCCUACAAAUUUUAGGCAAACAUUUUUGGUCAUGCAUUGGCUGGUUGCAUGUUUGUACAUGUCUUUCUGAGGCUGUGUUUGGUUUGUGGAAUUUUGAUGUUGCAUUGGUAGUAUUGAUUUUUUUUAAUCCAAGAACUAAAUACGUGUGCAAAUGGGGUUAACAAGCCAUUUAAUCUUAAAUGUUGUGAGGGUUCAUAAUAUAUGCUAACAAUAGAAUUUUUCGUUGUUGGUGAAA
Molecule: messenger RNA, 2156 nt
Organism: Cajanus cajan (pigeon pea)
Lineage: Eukaryota; Viridiplantae; Streptophyta; Magnoliopsida; Fabales; Fabaceae
Gene: TCP-1
Product: T-complex protein 1 alpha subunit
Biological process (GO): protein folding
Molecular function (GO): ATP binding; ATP-dependent protein folding chaperone; ATP hydrolysis activity
Source: RefSeq, a predicted model, not a curated record